Molecule: messenger RNA, 9545 nt
Organism: Lates calcarifer (barramundi perch)
Lineage: Eukaryota; Metazoa; Chordata; Actinopteri; Centropomidae
Product: supervillin
Exons: 40
Coding region: 810-8717 (2635 amino acids)
Biological process (GO): cytoskeleton organization; barbed-end actin filament capping; actin filament severing
Cellular component (GO): cytoplasm; actin cytoskeleton
Molecular function (GO): phosphatidylinositol-4,5-bisphosphate binding; actin filament binding
Source: RefSeq, a predicted model, not a curated record
CCCGCACUCCCCAAACGCUUUGGAAGCAGUGUUGUGUUGCCUCUCACCGUCAGUCUAAACUCUAUCAGACAAGGGUCCCAAACCUGGUUCACAAGAAUGGGCAUUUUAGGAACCACAGUCUUGACUUUUGGAAUAGUUUGAAGAAACUGUAGGAGUAUCAGCCAGUUGUAGCACCCCUUUGAAUAUUUUUUUUUUCUCUCAGUUUCACCCUCGUUUCACCUCAAUCCCUGUCUCUCUCCUUCACCCCUCUCCUGCAUACCCUACUCCCUCUCGUUCUCUCUCCCUCUCCCUUCCCCUCUUUCCUCUUUGCUGUUCCUGGACUGAUUUAUUUGGCCUGGUGCAGCAGAGCUAGUGGGAAAGCACCAGGCUAUAUUUGUCAGCUGCUGAGGUUGGACCUGCUUCAAGGUGGAUGACUUUGGAUCCUUUGUUGGGUUUACCUGCUCACACCUGCACCUCCUGCAUCCUCUGCAUCUACUUUGCUCUGAACUAGUGAGUUCCUUGGUUUGGUGGUGUCAUAUCUGAACUCUACAGUCAGGACAAAUGGACUUCUCCUGUGAAGCAUCUCUCUCAGUCCUGUAUUAUUGGAGCUAAAGCACUGUAACUGAUUUGGGUCUAAAGCUCCCGCCAAGCUUUGCAGCUCAGCCUCAUUUCCAACAGAAGCCUUAAGUUUUCAGAGUGACUUCUCUUUGGGUGACAAGACCACCUUGGUCAAGAGUGCUUCAGAUACAGAUGCCAAACUUUUGGCUGCCCUUCCCAAGGUAUCUGAGUUGAAGAAAUACUUUGAGGGAGCUGUCACGAAGGAUUUGGGAAUGAACAGGAAGGAGAGGAUAGCCCGGCGCCUGGAGGGGAUUGAAAGUGAUGCUCCUCCUGCUCUGGUGCCCGGUGGUUUGGUAGCAAACAGAAUGCUAGAGGAGGAUCCACCGCGGUACACCCGCGCCUCAGACCCCUGUGAGCCUUGUGUGAUGGUGAGGCGUUACAGUCGAGAGGAUUUGGAAGCUCCACAGAAGCAGGUGUCAUCUGCAGACAGAUCAUCCCAGGUCAAAGGUGGAGUUGGCAGCAGCCGUCCAGAGCCGAUGUUGGUGUAUGUUGAUCCAGUAACGUUAUCCACCUCCUCUACACCCACAUCUGGCCCCACAGACCCCACCAGCCUCAGUUCCAAGGCUGAACGCAUUGCCCGCUACAAAGCAGAGCGCCGCCGCCAGCUGUCAGAGCGUUAUGGCAUCCUCCUUGAUCAGGAGGCGGACAUCGAUUACACGCCACGCUACCGGUCCCGUCGAGACCCUGAGACCUCAGGUCGGCCGACGACUGCCAGGCGGGACAAAGACAGACAGGAAGCAGAGGAACCAGGACGGGAGCCCAAGGUGCCAUACCGCUCUGGGGUGGGCAGGGUUUACAUGAGGACUCAUCCAGAUCCUGCACCUGCUAACACAUCAAGCCCUGCCCACACAAACCAAGCUCCUCCCCCUGCACAAGAAAGACCAAGCAGAUUUUCAGAGCGGGAAAGAGCAAUGAACAUGGAGAACUACCGGCGUGGAGCGAAUCAAGAGCGCUCAGGCACUUCAAGAACCAGAUCCCAGGAGCAGCAUCCGCCCCAGCCCCAACAACAACAAAACACCCAGCACCACCAAGACGCUGCCCACCAGGAGCCGAGCUCUGCCCCCACCAGGGACUAUAGCAUCGCAGCGGUGCCCAACUCUCCUCGCACUGCCCGCCGGGCCUCCCUGCCCUCCACCCGCUAUGGCAUCUCACCUGGGGAUUUAUUCAUAGAGCAGCAGGCCCAGAGCAUCCUCAACAGGCAGGGAAUCAGAGUAAGGGAACGAUUGUCCAGGGAUGAAACUGCCCAGAGGCCCCCUGACUGGAGUCCAGACAGGCACCAGACUAACAGACACCGCACUCAGGGGAACACUGCACAGCAUACACCACAGCACUCAGAACCCACCCAACAAAGGACUGUUCACCAGCCUCAGCCCAGCCCAGGCCACCGUCCUGCCCACGGCCAAACAGCCUAUACUUCCUCUGCCCCUGAGUACCAACACUCUGGCCCUGCAAUGGACUCUCAGCCCUAUUUGGCCAUGCCUGUCCCAGUGGCCACUGCCAAACAUCCUGGUCCUCCAGAGGUGCAACCACGGAGGAGAGUGAGUGCGGAUCAAGUCUACGCCGCCCACAAGGAGGCAAGGUCAGAAGCCAGGCAGGCCCUGAAGGAGGAGGCCCAUACAGAGGGCCUGCUGAAGAGCAGGAAAGCUGUGUUGCCCUCAGAGAUCCGCCGAAGGGAAAGGAGUGUGGAUGAUACUCAUAGGGGCCGGCAUGAAGAUAUGGACUGGCAAAACUAUAGUCCAGAACAGAGGAGAAUGAGUCGAGGCGAGGAGGACUGGGACUGGGAGAGACCGAGGGAGAGGGGGAGGGAGAGAAAUGUUGAGAGGAUCAGAGAAAGGGGGAGAGAGCAUCUUUCCAGCCAUGACAGCCAAGAGGAGAGAGUAUUUAGAUCUAUGCAGCCUCCCCACUCUUCUGUACGCCAGCUGCCCAGGCAGCAUCAAUCCUCAGAGCCUGUGUACCAUCAAGAGCCCCAGAUUCAGCAGCAAGAGCCCCCAACACAACAGCAAUAUGAACCCAGAAAGAGACAACAUAGUGCUCAAAUUCAGCAGCAAGAUCCUCCAAGGCAGCAUCAGUUUGACCACUCUAGACAGCCACAAGAGCCUCAAAGACAACAACACUCUCAAAGACAGCAGGAGUAUGAGAUCCAAAGACACGAGCCUCCAAGUCAGCAGCAAGACUCCCAGAGAAAACAACAAGAGCCCCAACUAGCUGAAGAGUUUGAGCCUCAGAGGCAGCAGCAGAAGCUGGAUCCAUCAGGCCACCAGGGGUUUGACUCAGCUGUCUACCUCCAGAAGGGCUCCUCUUUGCCUCAGGCCAAACACAGAAGCAUGGAGAUGAGCGGAGGGCCCAAACCCAAGAUAAGAACCCGCUCCAUGUCAGAUAUAGGUGUAAGCCAACAUUCUGCCAUGUAUCGUAUGGAGAGGGCAGCGGCCAGCAGAGAGACAUCCAGGGGCAUCCCUCCUUCAGGGAUGGCAAAUGGGGAGAUGGGUACCCUAGACACCAGGGUGUCUGUAGCACAGCUGCGACACUCUUAUCUGGAGAAUGCCAACCGGAAACCUGAGUUUGAGACAACUAAAGUAGAUCUCUCAGCAAUGGAGGUAGAUCCAGCUAGCAGCAGUGAUCGAGACAGGGGGGCUCGGAGGCCUCGACGCUACAUCACCCCAGGAGACAGUCGAAUGUCGGAGAGGUUUAGGACCCAGCCCAUCACCUCUGCAGAGCGUUUGGAGUCUGAUAGGUCACGUCUAAGCCCAUCACAGCUACAGGAUGCAGAAGUAGAUGAAGAGAAGCUUGACGAGAGAGCCAAGAUGAGUGUGGCUGCCAAGAGGUCUCUUUUCAGGGAGCUGGAGAGGACAUCAGACGGAGGUGUUCCCAAACCACGCUCUCGAAAUGCUGCUGUAGAAAGACGUCUGAGAAGAGUUCAGGACAGAUCACACACACAACCCGUCACCAACAGGGAGGUGGUCAAUGCUUCAAGUGAUCCUGCCACAUCAUCACAACCUGUGGGCAUUCACACUACUGUAACUUGCGUCCCCAGUCCUGCUGUAGUCAACACCAGUGUGACUAACGUCAGCAUUCAGGCCUCCUCUCAGCCGGGUUCAUCGGUGCAGGAGCAGGAGAAGGACACCCAGGAACAACAGAGACCAGCUCAAGCUCUCAGCUCUGGGGUGGAAGGGGACGGCCUGGAACCUGUCUCAGAUGAGCCCGACCUGUCCACCCUCAGCUUAGCUGAGAAGAUGGCCCUCUUCAACCGCCUCGCUCACCCCACGGGCAAGACCACCGAAGGGGCCCGAGGGGACACCCGGCAGCGCAGGGCCAACACCCGUUUUCAGACCCAGCCCAUCACUCAAGGAGAGGUGGAGCAGGAAGCUGAACCACCUGUAACCUCUGCAGCGUGUAACGACGACUUAGAGGCCAAUCAGGGAGAACAUCUGAAAAACGGAGGCGAGAUCAAACUGGAGCCUUUGUCAGCCUCCCUGGUUCGAUCUGUGGCAGCAGUCACCUCCCAAGCGUCUGUCACCACGGUAACCAUGACGCCUGGCAGCGGCGGCAUUAGCAACGAUGACGGUCUCUGUCCAGGGAAGUCCACCGCCAUCCCCUACAUCCCUGCCCAACAACAGGCUUCCAGCACCACCACCAGCCACCAGGAGAGGGCGCUGAGGUAUUUCUCCAUGACCCAGAGCGGGGACCCAGGCCACCCCGAGCCUGAGCUCGACUCCUCCCUUCUCCUCCCUGAGAGCCGAGAGAGAGUGGGGGCUCCUCCUGCUCCCACAUCCUCCUCUGGUCACAGGCAGCAGGGGGAGGCAGUGGAGGGGGGCUGGAGAGAGCAGCAAGAGGAGGAGGUUAGGGGGAGACAGCAGGGAGGAGCCAGAGAGGAGAUCCAAGGCGGCAGCAUUAAGGGGAAGCCGCACUCCCCUGACAGGAACCGGGACGGCAGGCAGCAGCAGCAGCAGCAGCAUCCUCAGCCUCAGCACUCUGCUGAACCCGCUUUGUGGAGGGGCGAGUCAGAGCCUCUGCCCAGCUGGAGAGCUGCAGACGGAGACUCCCAGGAGAGUAGGGAGAGAGCAGAGGGAGGAGGAAGAGGAAGAGGAGGCUACCUGAGAGAGGCUGCAGCAGCAGCUCACAGCUCCUCCACACAGGAGCAGGAGAGGAACAGCAGCCGGAACCAGGCAGGCAUCUCAGACGUGCCGGAUCAUCCUGCACCACUGAGGCCACUGAUCUCUAAAGUAUCAUCCAGGACAGUGUCUCACGUGUCCAGCAGUCAGCAGCAUCAGCAGCAAACUGUCAUCCAGCCUCCUCAAACUCUUCCUAAACCCUUCACGCAGCAGCCUCCUCCUCCAACCCAGCCCAAACCACCAUCCUACAUCCAGCCCCAGCCCCAGCCGUACUCCCAGCCCCCACAACCCCCACCCACAUAUCCGAAACCUUUCACCCAGUCCCCUCAAACCCAGCCCAAACCUCAGGGAUUUGUCCAGCCUCUCCCUAAGCCUUACCCACAGACAGCACCCCAGCCUCAGCCCAAACCUCAGGUGCCUCCGCAGACACCACCCAAACCCCAGUCCUUCCCCCAGGCCCUGGUCAAGUCCCAGUCCCUGCCCCUGGACCACAGCGAGGACCUCAGCAAGCACAGUGUCCAUUCUGGAGAUCUGCUGUCCCCCACAGAGUCUGGAGAGCAACUGUCUGACGGCAUGUCCACCAAACAGAUGUCUAUCAAGGAGAGAGUGGCACUGCUGAAGAAGAGUGGUGAGGAGGACUGGAGGAACAGGAUCAACAAGAAACAGGAAGUGGUUAAAGUGGCGUCUACUGAGCAGCAGGCUCAGCUAUGGGAGACAGAGCAGACCAGCCAGAAGAAGGAGGAAGGGGUGGUCAUUCAAGACUACUCUGCUGUGUCUGUGUCUGAACAGCUGUGGGAACCUGUCUUCUCUUCUACCUUUUCUCCUCCUAUCUCACUUGGCCAAAAGUGUCAGUAUAUUGACCAUCACAGUCAGAAGACGGGAGAGGAUACCGAGGCUCAGAUGACCAUCGAGGAGAGGAAACAGAUGAUUUCGACCCGUGAGGAUGCCUGGAAGACGAAGGGCAAAGGAGCAGCCAAUGACUCCACCCAGUACACAGUGGCUGCACGUAUGGUCAAGAAAGGCCUCGCAGCCUCCUCCUCUGUUAUCAGCCCCAUCCUGUCACCAGUCUCCACCAAACUCAAGAGCAGCACGCCUGCUGUCAGCAAACCACAAGAGGAAAUUGAGGCUCGACCAGACAUGGAAUCAGAUAAGAAACUAGACAAGUUGGAGACCUUCUUGGGACGUCUGAACAGCAAAGUGGCAGGUCUGCAGGAAACCACCAUAACAGUGACGGAGAAGGCAGUGAAGGAAGUGAUGAAGCUGGAUGACGAAAUCUUCUCCAAGUUUUACAGACGUGUCGCUGAAUUCCCACGCAUGCCCACCAGGAUCGAGAUCAGCGAGGACUUUGACACCAUCUUCGGUUCUCAGGGUCCCAAGUUGACUUCAGCCAUGGUGCAACACAAGCGGUCGGUGCGUCCGUCCAGGAACGUCCAGGCAUCCAGAAACCCUCUGAAGAUGCUGGCGGCCAGGGAGGACAUCAGACACGAGUACACCGAGCAGAGACUGAAUGUGGCACAGCUGGAGAGCAAGAGGAUGAGGGCUGAGAAGAAGGAGUUGAAUAAAACCUCAGAGUACUCUGAAGCUGCUCUGGCAGGUCUGGCCAGUAAAGAAAACUUCAGCAACGUGAGUCUGCGCAGCAUCAACAUCUCGGAGCAGAUGUCCAACAACAGCGCUGUGCCGUACAAGAAUCUCAUGCUGAUGCAGAUCAAAGGUCGUCGUCAUGUUCAGACCAGGUUAGUGGAGCCCAGAGCGUCUUCACUCAACAGUGGAGACUGUUUCCUGUUGGUCACUCCAGAGCGCUGCUUCGUCUGGAUCGGAGAGUUCGCAAAUGUGAUCGAGAAGGCUAAGGCGAUAGAUUUGGCCACCUUCAUCCAGACGAAGAAGGACAUGGGCUGCAGGGCGAACCAGGUGCAGACGAUCGAGGAAGGUGUGAACCCACAGGGUCCAGACAACCAGCAGUUCUGGUCGAUCCUGGGAGGACAGACGGCUUAUCAACCUGCGGGUCCCCCAGAGGAGGACGAGCAGUUUGAGAAUGCCAUCGUGGAAACUAACUGUAUCUUCAGACUGCUGGACGACAAGCUGGUUCCUGAUGAUGAUGAGUGGGGGAAGGUCCCUCACAGCUCCCUGCUGGCAUCCAAAGAGGUGUUGGUGUUUGACUUUGGCAGUGAGGUGUAUGUGUGGCACGGUAAGGAGGUGACCCUGGCCCAGAGGAAGGUGGCCUUCCAGCUCGCCAAACACCUCUGGAACGGGACCUUUGACUACACCUGCUGUGACAUCAACCCGCUGGACCCUGGAGGCUGCAACACACUCAUACCCAGAAAGGGCCAGGGCCGUCCUGAUUGGGCGAUAUUUGGCCGGCUGACAGAGCACAACGAGACAAUCUUAUUUAAGGAGAAGUUCGUGGACUGGACCGAAGCAACACCGCCAACACCAAAGGAAGGCGGCGAGCUCGUGCCUGAGCAGAAGGAGGCCCCGGGGCGAGAGUGCCGGCCUUACGACGCCACCCUGAUGCUGCCCGUCCUCCAGUCGUCCAUUUCCACCAUCUUGGAGGGCGUAAACGUGGGCCGCGGUUACGGCCCCGUGGAGACCGAGGACCACAUGAGGACUCAGGAGAUCAGCACGGUGUCGGUGGACGUCUGGCACAUCCUGGAGUUCGACUACAGCCGCCUCCCACGCCAGAGCAUCGGCCAGUUCCACGAGGGAGACGCCUACGUGGUCAAGUGGAAGUACAUGGUCAGCACUUCAGUUGGUCGUAGGCAGAACCCCGAGGCGAGGAGUACUGGACCGGGGAAAGAGAAAUGCUGCUAUUUCUUCUGGCAGGGCCGACACUCCACCGUCAGCGAGAAGGGAACGUCAGCGCUGAUGACGGUGGAGCUGGACGAGGAGAGAGGGGCACAGGUUCAGGUGCAGCAGGGGAAGGAGCCUCCAUGUUUCCUACAGUGCUUCAACGGAGGCAUGAUCAUCCACGCUGGCAAAAGGGAGGAGGAGGAGGAGAACACUCAGAGUGAGUGGCGUCUGUACUGUGUGCGGGGCGAGGUGCCGGUGGAGGGCCACCUGCUGGAGGUGGCGUGCCACUGCAGCAGCCUGCGCUCCAGAGCCUCCAUGAUCCUGCUCAACAUCAACAAGGCCAUCAUCUACCUGUGGCACGGCUGCAAGACGCAGCUGCACACUCGCAGCGUGGGAAACACGGCCGCACACAAGAUCAAAGAACAGUGUCCUCUGGAAGCAGGUCUCCACAGCAGCAGUAAGGUGACCAUCCAUGAGUGUGAUGAGGGAGUGGAGCCUCCGGGCUUCUGGGAGGCUCUGGGCAGGAAGGACAGGAAGGCUUACGACUGCAUGCUGCAAGAUCCCGGUAAAUUCAAUUUCACUCCGCGCCUCUUCCAGCUGAGCAGCACAUCUGGAGAAUUUGUGGCGACAGAGUUCUUCCACCUGUCCAGAGCUCCAGACCUGGUCAGCUCGCUGCCUUUCCUGCAGGAAGACUUGUACAACGCACCUCAGCCUGCGUUGUUCCUGGUGGAUAACUUCCAUGAGGUUUACCUGUGGCAGGGCUGGUGGCCUCAGGACAGUGAGAGCACCGGCUCAGCUCGUAUCCGCUGGGAUGCAGACAGGAAAUGUGCAAUGGAGACUGUGUUGCAGUACUGCAAAGAGAAGAAUGAGAAGAAGCCUCAGAAGUCGUAUCUGAUCCACGCCGGUCUGGAGCCUCUCACCUUCACCAACAUGUUUCCCAGCUGGGAGCACAGAGAGGACGUGGCUGAGAUCACAGAGAGGGAGGCGGAGGUGUGUAACCAGAUCAUCCUGGUGGAGGACGUGUUGGCCCGGCUCUGUCAGAACACCUUCCCUCUGGCUCAGCUGCAGGCCCGGCCGCUCCCCGAGGGAGUCGACCCACUCCGCCUGGAGAUCUACCUGUCUGACCAGGACUUUGAGAAAGCUUUAGAAAUGUCGAGAGAGGAAUACGAACGUCUGCCAGGGUGGAAGCAAGUGAAUUUAAAGAAGGCCAAAGGACUGUUUUAACAAAGUUUUUAAACUGAAGAUGGUGUGUGAAGUGGACACAGGGUGGACGGUUGAGACGGAGAUAACAGGAAAUGUCACAUGAACGACGCUGGGGGGAUGGAAAUCCACGGCGUCCUGAAGAGAGGGAACCUGAAUCUGAAGAAAACCUACAUGAAUGAUGAGACUGGAGAUGCACUCACCUUGCUUAUAGUCAUGUUUUACUUCUCGACUUUGUCUUUACAUAACAAAAUCAAACUCAAGUGGUUUAACUGAAAAUUAAAAAACACCUUGCUUUGGUUCAUACAGUACGUGGUGUGUAUUUGGAGUCUCCUCCAAGCACUAAAAAGUCACCGCUCAUGGACUUUGUGAAAGAAAAACACUAGGACGCUUGGUGUCAGAGUGCCAUGCUGUGGUUGUGUAUGUAUGUGCGUGCGAUUGUAUAUAAUGUUUGUAAGUGCGUGUAAUGUUUAUUUCUGUAAAUGUGUGUGUAGAUGCGUUUGUGACUUUGUAUCUAUGUAAAAAAAAAAAAGAAUCCUGUCACGUCAGAUGUUGUGAGGAAAGUUGUCUCUUUUUUUUUUCCUGUCUGGAUGCUGUCAGGCCACGUAGGGAACUCAUGUUGCUCGACUGUGUUAAACUGCUGAAGUGACUCCUGAUAGCAGAGAGAAGAGCUGUAAUUUAAAAACGGUUUGACUUUAAAUGAGAGGAGAAACAGCAGCGUGAGGAAUCUGAAUGUAUAGUGCCUUGCUUUUUGUGUACAGUUUAUAUACAGAAAUUCUAGUCUGCAUUUUUAAAGACUUUCUUUGUGAUAUAAGACAUAGUGAAUUAAAUCACAAUAAUGCUCAAAUCAAA